Molecule: messenger RNA, 3494 nt
Organism: Etheostoma spectabile (orangethroat darter)
Lineage: Eukaryota; Metazoa; Chordata; Actinopteri; Perciformes; Percidae
Product: neural cell adhesion molecule L1-like
Biological process (GO): cell-cell adhesion
Molecular function (GO): protein binding
Source: RefSeq, a predicted model, not a curated record
ACCGAGUGCAGAACAUCUCCCAGCCACCAGUCCUCACAGAGACGCCUGAAUCACUCACGGCCUUUUCCCCAGAAGACAUCAACCUGCCCUGUGAGGCCUCCGGGAAACCCACGCCCACUUUCCGCUGGGUGAAGGACGGCGAGGCGUUUGGCCCAGAGCGGGAGGACUCGGGGACGCUGCGAGCUGAAGACGACGUUCCUCUGAGCUCGUAUGAAGGCGUGUAUCGCUGCUACGCCUCCAACAGCCUGGGCACCGCCGUCACGCACAGCGUCCAGGUCAUCGUGGAGGCUCAGCCGGUCCUUCCUAAACAACAGAAGGUCCAUAAGAGGGGGAAGGAGGGCGAGAGCAUGAUGCUGACCUGCACCCCCCCGGAGAGCUCCACCCCCCCCAACAUCCACUGGAUGGACAAGAGGAUGGUGCACAUCAAGCAGAGCGACAGGGUGACGGUGGGCCUCGAUGGGAACCUUUACUUCUCCAACCUCCUGAAGAACGACAGCAGAGACGACUACAUCUGCAACGCCCAGUACUUCACCGCCGGGACCAUCCUCCCUGAUACUGCAGUCAGACUCACGGUGCAGGCUAGUAAUGAUGUGGCCCAUGGCAGGAAGCCUCACCUGUUUCGUCCCCAGGGGUCCCACACCUCCCUGCUCGCCCUGAGAGGACACAGCAUCGUCCUCGAGUGUAUCCCUAAAGGCCUACCGACCCCAAAGGUGGAGUGGACGAAGAAGGACGGCGCUCUGGAGAGGACCGGCGGCCGCGAGGACCACUUCGGACGCCGGCUCCACUUCGACAGCAUCAGCGAGGAAGACGACGGAGAAUACGAGUGCCGAGCCUUCAACGAGCACGGAUCCACGUCGCACCGCUUCACCAUCAGCGUGGAAGCUUCUCCAUACUGGGUGAAGCAGCCAGAGAACCUGCUCUACUCUCCAGGAGAAACCAUUCGACUCGACUGUCAGGCUGAUGGCAUUCCGACCCCGUCUAUCACCUGGAGCAUCAACGGCCAGCCACUCACAGAGGUGGACUAUGACCCCCGGCGUAGCGUGUCUGGCGGCGUGCUGAUCCUGAGAGAUGUGGAGUUUGCCGACACGGCGGUGUAUCAGUGCGAGGCCGCCAACAAGCACGGCUCCGUCCUGCUGAACACCCACCUCUACGUCGUGGAGCUUCCACCUCAGAUCCUGUCCUCUGACGGUGUUGUGUACCGGGUCAUCGAGGGUGGAGACAUCCUGCUGCGCUGUGAAUCCUUCGGCUCGCCGAGACCGCACGUCACAUGGGAGGGGGAGGACAAUGUCCCUCUGCUGUCUGACCCUCGUGUCUCACUGCAGACGGACGGGACCAUCAAACUGUCCGGCGCCAGCCUCGAGGACAGCGGCGCCUACACCUGCUCCGUCCCACUCACCAACAUCUCCAUCACGGCUUACCUGGAAGUCCUCAACCGGACGGUGAUUGUGGCAAGCCCCCAGGAUGUUCAUGUCCUCAGAGGACGCAGCACUCUGCUGGACUGCGGCUUCUACAAAGACCCCCGUCUGAUCAAGGUCCAGAUCAGAUGGAGAAAAGACGGACAGGAAGUCCAGGAAUCAUCUCCAGAUGACAAACACACCAUCUUUGGGAAUGGCACCUUAAAGGUGACAGACGUCCAAUCAGACGAUGGCGGGGUUUACUCCUGUGAGGUCAUCACUCACCUGGACCACGUGGAGGCCAGCGGCUCCAUCACUGUGGUCGCCCGGCCGGACCCCCCUACGAAUCUGUCUCUGUCUGAUAUUGAGGACCACCACCUCACUCUGAGAUGGACCCCAGGAAACCCACACAACAGCCCGGUCAUAGAGUUCGUGGUGGAGGCGCGGGAGGAGCGCCAUGCGGCGGCGGGGGCGGCGCGCUGGGAGGAGUGGAGAAGAGUCCCUGGGGGGUUCCACCACGUAGAGCUCACCCUCCAUCGGUUCUGCACCUAUCGCUUCAGGGUCAUCGCCGUCAACGCGCUGGGCGCCAGCGACGCCAGCGCGCCCUCAACAGCGUACGACACGCCGCCCGGCGUUCCUGACAGUAACCCAACGGGGGUCCGCAGUGAGUCCACUGACCCAAAGACUCUGGUCAUCACCUGGGAUGAGAUGGACAAGCGCUUCCACAACAGCCACGGCUUCCUGUACAAGGUGUUCUGGCGGAGGGCUGAUGGGGUACACUGGAACCACCAGGAUGUAACCAGUCCGCCGUUCAUGGUCAACGACACAGGGACCUACACGCCGUUUGAGAUCAAAGUCCAGGCUGUUAAUUCUCUGGGAGAAGGACCGGCACCGGAGCCGGAGAUCGGACACUCUGGAGAGGAAGAGCCGGAGGAAGCGCCGACCGGAGUCACGACGACCGUGACAAACAGCACGGUCCGAGUCGAGUGGAUCGAAGCCCAGAACGUCCGCGGUCAGCUGCUGGGAUACAAGAUCUACAUCCGGAGGCUGGGGCCACGUGGGGGUCGGGGCCGCAGGUCUCUGGGGAACCUGCACCAGGACAGAGAGAAAGAGGAGAAGUCAGAGAGGGGGAUGGACAGGAACAUGGAGAGUCGGAUGGUGGUGGUCCACGGCUUGAAGACCUCACAGGAGGUCUUGGGGCUGCAGCUGUACUCUCGCUACGAGCUGUCCCUCACAGCCUUCAACAGCAAAGGAGAGGGUCCUCCCACCCCCCCACACAGCUUUAGUACCCCUGAGGGAGCACCGGGUCCUCCUGCAUCGCUGAGUUUCGAGAGUCCUUCCGAUAAAUCCCUGAUCCUGUACUGGACUCCUCCAGAAGAGACUAACGGGGUCCUGCUGGGAUAUGUGGUGCAAUAUCGACAGGAGACAGAGACCGAGCUGCAGAUACAGAUGUUCAGCGAUCCAAGUAUGACUCACAUGGAGUUGGACUCUCUGGACCCGAGCAGACAUUACGUCUUCAACGUGAUCGCACGAACGUCCGCGGGAGAUGGACCGCCCAUCACCCGAAGGGGGGCCACCCUGCUGGAUGGAGUCCCUCCGUCCAACAUCACCAUCGUUUCCAGCAACACGUCCCUGAACCUGAGCUGGGUUCCUGGGGAGAGAGAGAGGAACCACGGCUUCGUCAUCCGCUUCCUCCGCAAGACUCCCGGGGCUCAGUGGGAGGAGUCAGAGGUGGUGAACUCCACGCAGGGCUCCUAUUGGCUGACAGGCCUCCAACCAGGGUCUCAGUACCACCUGAUGGUCCGACACGGGAACACCACGCAGUGGGAAGAUGUGACGUGGACCAUCGGCCCAGGGCCGUCGGUGAUGCCGGGGGGGUUCUCCACUCAGGGCUGGUUGAUCGGUCUGAUCAGCGCCAUCGUGUUGCUGCUUCUCAUCCUGCUCGUCCUCUGUCUCCUGAAACGCAGCCGGGGGGGCAAGUACGCAGUGAAGGACAAGGAAGAGAAGGAAGUGGACUCUGAGGCUCGGCCAAUGAAAGACGAGACCUUCGGAGAGUACAGAUCUCUGGAGAGGUGAGGAUGUUGACCUUUGACCUGCAUG